Clonostachys rhizophaga is the source of this 456-nucleotide messenger RNA. Lineage: Eukaryota; Fungi; Ascomycota; Sordariomycetes; Hypocreales; Bionectriaceae. The record is from the annotation of a GenBank genome assembly.
AUGUCAACCGAGGAAUCCCAGGGAACCCGCGAGGUACGCGUUGGCCAGGUCUGUUGGCUUGAGAUCCCCGUCUCGGACAUCUCAAGGGCUUCCAAGUUCUACGAGGGCUUGUUUGGCUGGCAAUGCGACCUAAACCCCGUGCCACAAGUUGAAACCCCCACGCCGGACUGCCCCUUCAAGGGUAUGUAUUUCUUCAACAAGAAAGACACGGUGAACGGAGCAUUCGUCGUAAUGAGUGACGAUCACCGGGUCGUCAACUUUUUUGAGGACCGCCCGAGAGCCAUGCCCGUGUUGCCAACCAUCCAGGUUGCUGACAUCGCGGAAACGCUCAAGCUGGCCGAGAAGCUGGGUGGAAAGACGCAGUGGCCUAGAACGACUUGCGGCCCGAAUGCCGGCUUCUAUGCUCAUGUGAUUGACACUGAGGGCAACAUGAUCGGGAUGUGGGCACAAAACUGA